AUGAGUUCCAUGAGCAAAGUUCCUUCAUCCAAGAAUAUGACCAAUGAGUCCUCAGAGGAAAGUGGUUGGACUAUGUACUUUGAGGAUUUCUUUAACAAACAAAAUACUAAUGAUCAGAAAUGUUCUAUGACUUUCUCUGGUGUUGAUCAUGAUAGCUCCUCAUCCCUUGUCUCUGAUGCUGCUUCCUUGGCUCCUACGAAAACAUUAGUUAACAGUGCACAAGCUGAGGAGUGUCGUAAUAGAUUGAGUUUCAAGAAGAAGAAGAAGAAGACCAAAACAUCUUUGGUUGAUGACUCUUUGGAAGAUACUGCAAGUUCUCCUAUCACUAGCCCCAAGGAGAAUGGAAAUACCUCAGGAGAAAGAGAUGAGAGGAAAGAACUACCGGGUUUUAAUGAGAGGGAUAGUGAAUGUACAGAACUGAAGAACAAAGGUCUCUGCUUAGUUCCUUUGUCGAUGAUAGUGAACUAUCUAGGUUGA
Gastrolobium bilobum is the source of this 477-nucleotide messenger RNA. Its product is annotated as vascular-related unknown protein 4. The transcript has 2 exons. The record is from RefSeq and is a predicted model, not a curated record. Gene Ontology annotation, biological process: xylem development. The coding region runs from base 1 to 477 and encodes 158 amino acids. NCBI's taxonomy places the organism in Eukaryota, Viridiplantae, Streptophyta, Magnoliopsida, Fabales, Fabaceae.